AUGUCUGUUACAUUACACACCACCCAAGGCGACCUCAAGGUCGAGCUUUUCUGCGAAGCAGUACCCCAAACCGCAGAGAACUUUCUCGCCCUCUGCGCAUGCGGCGCAUACAACAACACCCCAUUUCACCGCCUCAUCCCGGGAUUCAUGGUCCAGGGCGGAGACAUCUCUCUCGGCCCCGCCGCGCAUCAAACAAGCAUGAAACCAAUGCUCGAGUUCGAGAUCCCAAAAGGCGGCACAUCGAUAUACCACCCGGCAGCAAUGAACCAAGAAAUCCACCUCCCAUCGUUGCGACACAAUGCGCGAGGCAUUCUGUCUAUGGCAUCUCGUCCGGUGAAGGACAGGACGGCGCCUGGCUCUCAGGGCGCAACGGGCGCUACGAUCAACGGGAGUCAAUUCUUCAUUACGUUCGUGCCGGCGCCACAUCUUGAUGGCGCCAGUACUGUGUUUGGGAAGGUGUUGAAUUUGACCCCCCAGGACGAAGGGGGUGAUGUUCUUACAAAUAUCGAGAAGGCGAAUGUGAAGGUCGAUAAGAAGGGGAAAGUUUCUCAGCCCAAGGAGGGUGAUGACUUUGAAGCAUUCAAAAUCAACAACGUUACUAUCCACGCGAACCCAUUCGCGAAGUGA
Molecule: messenger RNA, 627 nt
Organism: Penicillium psychrosexuale
Lineage: Eukaryota; Fungi; Ascomycota; Eurotiomycetes; Eurotiales; Aspergillaceae
Gene: cyp5
Exons: 2
Coding region: 1-627 (208 amino acids)
Biological process (GO): protein folding; protein peptidyl-prolyl isomerization
Cellular component (GO): catalytic step 2 spliceosome
Molecular function (GO): peptidyl-prolyl cis-trans isomerase activity
Source: RefSeq, a predicted model, not a curated record